Uloborus diversus is the source of this 1405-nucleotide messenger RNA. RefSeq lists its product as uncharacterized. The record is from RefSeq and is a predicted model, not a curated record. Lineage: Eukaryota; Metazoa; Arthropoda; Arachnida; Araneae; Uloboridae. Bases 107 to 1249 code for a protein of 380 amino acids. The transcript is spliced from 9 exons.
UGCAUUUCAUGUUUCUUUUGGAUGAAUCAUUGGCAGCAGGAUGGGAGAUAUAUUUAACCAUUAUUUAAAAACUGUGUAAAAACCAACUAAAUAGGUAAAAUGAAGCAUGUCCAACGAAAAGAUUCGAAACCCACCUAGUUUCUUGCCUUGCUAUGUAUGUGGUGGACUUUAUUCUCAGCACUCCCUCCACCUCCACAUUCCGAAAUGCCUACAUCGAUGGACAUCAGACAACAGCAAAAAGCUAAAGCGGAAACAAGAACCCUUCCGAUUGGAUGCUGAUAUUUGGGAAGAGGAAGGAUUUGAUCAUUCAAAAGUACCUUUUGUAGACAGUCCACCGGACAGACCAGGGACAAGAAUUGUGCUGAAUCCGAAGCCUUAUCUUCACCGUCCUGUGAUAACACCAGAGAAAAAACCUGUCCGCAAGCAUCAGAAUUCAAAGAGUUCAAGCCAAAAUGAAGAUUUUUCGACGAUCAAUACUGAUCGCUGUCCGGCAAAAACUUUCUCCUGUUGCGGUUUCACUUCAGUUCUGACCACCGUCCCCGCCAGACGAUCUCAUCGGACACCGCUCGAAGAAAAAGUCCGACGUUCGGACAUGGAUGUUUCUGAAGUUCGACAAGGGAAACGUCCCGUUCGUGUGUACCGGCCAUCACGUCUUCCAAAUCAAAACUUCAGCAACAAAGGAUACAAAGAAAAACAGAACAAGAGUAUUGAUGGAGACAUGUCGAAAGAAGUGCAGUCCAAAGGUAACGGACCAGCACAAGUCAGCUACAGCAAAUGCAGCGUUUGUGGAGAACAUGUAGAUACCAGGAAACUGAAAAUUCACGAAUCCAACUGUCUGAAAAUAGGUGGUCUAGGCUCUUCAAAGGCAACCAUCCGUAGGCCACCUCUAGUUAUAUGCUACAUCUGUGGUCGGCAGUUCGGUACUAGAUCGAUAUCUCUUCAUGAGCCUCAUUGCCUUAAAAAGUGGAAGUUGGAAAACGACAGAUUGCCCAAAAAUCUUAGGCGCCAGGAACCUCGGAAGCCAGAAGUCAUACUCAAAGGUGAUGGCACAUUUGACACUACGGCUAUGUCGGAAGCAGCUUGGCAGAUCCACUUGGAACAGCUUGUUCCUUGCGAUAACUGUGGCAGAACCUUUUUGCCAGAUCGCCUCCCAAUCCACCAGAGAGGAUGCCAUAACUCAAGCAGAUACAGUCGGAUCCCGACUUACGCGAGGGAUGCGUUCCAAGACUCCUCGCAAAGAACCAAUUAAAGCGGUAAGAUGAUGUGAUGGUGUAGAUUUCACCGCAGAAAAGAAAUGGAAACAGAAGAAAUCGAAUGAGCUGUUAAGUUAGAAAUAGAGCUUAUAAGACACAUUUUUACAAACGUUCUGCCGGUAUGCAAACUGUAAACUUGUUUUUAAUAAAUU